Trichogramma pretiosum is the source of this 2589-nucleotide messenger RNA. RefSeq names its product EGF domain-specific O-linked N-acetylglucosamine transferase (gene Eogt). Lineage: Eukaryota; Metazoa; Arthropoda; Insecta; Hymenoptera; Trichogrammatidae. Gene Ontology annotation, molecular function: protein N-acetylglucosaminyltransferase activity. The record is from RefSeq and is a predicted model, not a curated record. Bases 506 to 2116 code for a protein of 536 amino acids. Gene Ontology annotation, cellular component: endoplasmic reticulum lumen. The transcript has 12 exons.
GUUCAAAUGGGCUGCUGAAGUUGCUCAUACGUUUAAAUUUCGUAAUCUCAAUGGUUUAUGAGAUUUCACAAUCAGCUCGUAAUGUAUUUUUUCUCGUGAUUGGAAAACGAUAUGCGAUUCCGUUAUCGAUAAUAGGCAAAGUACCGCGGGAUUUCAGAUACCUACCUUCCCGACGUCCAUUGUCAAAUCACAACUUUACCGCAACAGAUGGAGAAGUUAUCGUUCCCUCGCGGUGCGGCCAUGUUGACGAUGCAUUUUUACACCAAGUUCUGCAGUUAAACACUCGGCUUGAACAGUUAUUCGUUUUGCCUGCAUCGUCCUUGCGAUCAAAUGCUUCUCAAGUAUCCUUGCCAACGAUGUAGUGCCUCUACAUGGAGAGGAGCCCCAACAUUUUCGAAGACCGACUAAUUCUAUCAAUUUGUAUGCGUCUGGUGUGUGUUCAUACACAUUUGUUGUAUCCAAGCAGCAAAGGUCAUGCACCUCCUACCAAUGCGCAGGUGUCACGAUGUUUACCAAGAAAAUUUGGGACAUUUUUUUCCUUCUGAUGCUUGAUAUAUUUGCUGACUUUGCGAUAGCGUUCAAUUUUUCAACAAUCAAUUUGCCGAAAAAUCAUCUCAAGUAUUAUUUCAAUUCGUUUCCGGCGUUGGAAAAGGAGUGCUUAAGUGAUCCAGAGUGUCCUUUUAAGUCGCACUUGGAUCAAAAUGCAUGUUGGGGCUAUGAGCUAGGUUGCGAUGCUGAUAACGCGUUUUCUAAGGCUCGUUGUCCAGGUGAUCAUAAAGGAUGGGUCAGCUCCAAGAAUGCGCAACUAAACACUUUUUACGCUCAAGGAGAUUUCGGAUACAUUCGUCAACAACGUAAAGAAAUGACGAUGCUGUGCGAACCUUUGUUUAUCGACGAUUCAUCUUUGGAAUGUUCCGAGCACAUGCGAUUUUGCCGAGGACGAAAUAUCAUGCUCAACUUUACAAGUUUAAAAAAUAGAAGUGAACCUCUGCGGUAUAAAAUGGAUGUUCUCAAAGAAGGUGAAAUUGGGGGAUACUGCACACUAGAUAAAGAUAAACUGAACGCUAACGCAGAUCACAUAAGCCCUCUGCAAUCUUGGGGACCGGAACUGAGAAAUUUUCGAAAGUUGUCUCGGAAACCAAUCCCAUCAGGCGAUUGCGACGUUGUUAUUGAGAAACCCACAUACAUACUCAAAAUUGAUGCAGCCGUAAAUAUGUACCAUCAUUUUUGUGAUUUUUUUAAUCUCUACGCGUCGUUACAUGUCAAUCUUUCACAUCCAAAUGCAUUUAAUACAGAUAAUAACAUCUUGAUCUGGGAAAGCUUCAAUUACCGAUCGUCAUUUCAAGACACCUUUCAGGCGUUUACGAAUAAUCCACUUUGGGAUUUAAGAACUUUCAAAGGAGAAACAGUUUGUUUCAAGAAUGUGGUUUUCCCUCUGCUACCUCGCAUGAUAUUUGGAUUGUUUUAUAAUACACCAUUGAUUUAUGGCUGUGAAAAUAGCGGGCUAUUCGCAGCCUUCUCAGAUUUCAUACUUCAUCGACUUCAAAUACCACUUCAUGAAAGAAAUAAUACUAAAAUUCGAGUGACUUUGCUUAGUAGAGAAACUCAGUAUAGAAAUAUUUUAAAUGAAGAUGCCUUGGUGGAAGCCCUAAAGGCUAAACCUGAAUACGAUGUUCAAAGGGUGGUUUACAACAAAAAUAUACCGUUCAAAAAGCAACUUGAAAUCACACGAAACUCGGAUAUAUUUAUUGGAAUGCAUGGAGCCGGUUUGACACAUUUUCUAUUCUUACCUGAAUGGGCUGCUGGGUUUGAGUUGUACAAUUGCGAAGAUGCAAGCUGCUACAAAGAUUUGGCAAGAUUAAAAGGAAUAAAGUACAUUACAUGGCAAGACAAGAGUAAACUUACGGAGGUCGAUCCGGGAACUUAUCCACAUGGUGGUGCUCAUGCUAAGUUCAUCAAUUACAAAUUUAAUGUUGACGAAUUCGUAAGGCUUGUGCACGAAGCUGAAAAACACGUGAGAAAUAGUGAGUCUUUCAACAACUUCAUGAAAGGUCAACAUUUUAAUCAAAUUAAAACUCAAGAAAGCAGCGGGAAUAUAGUUAAAGAAGAAUUAUGACGUUUGUGAACGGAGGCGGGCGGUAAUUAUUUUCAAAAAUAAAUUUGUUUUGUAAAUGCAUCGAUUUUAAUCAGAAAUUUCGCAAGUAUUGCAAUAUGAAAAAUAUUUUCAAUGAGACCUAGAAAAAUAAAUUAAAAAUAAUGAUAACAGGAUAAAUUAACCGAAAAUAACCGCCGUGUCUCCACAUUAGUUUUAGUCACUGGCGAAGCACGUAAAUAAAUAUAUAAAGGGAUUUGUAGAUCCAGGAAAAAAAACUCUAUUCAAUUUUUACGUGCUUUGUCAUUCCAGUGUAGACUGAUAAAUACUAAUCAAAUGUAUGAAAAUAUUAAUGAUAAUUUUUCCAAGACUUCAAAAUACUUUGUUUGUUAAGUAAUAGUUAUAGGUACAGUUUGAAUGAGUGAUAGCACUGAUUAAUUUAAUACUCAUUGUUAUAUAUAUUUUUUUUAUAAAUAUACAAAUUUUAUACAAACAGA